Molecule: messenger RNA, 381 nt
Organism: Mesorhabditis spiculigera
Lineage: Eukaryota; Metazoa; Nematoda; Chromadorea; Rhabditida; Rhabditidae
Source: the annotation of a GenBank genome assembly
AUGAAACCCCGUACGGCUCGCUCUACAUUGGCCAAAACUCGCCUCAACAUCACAGUGCUUUUUGUACGAAUAAAUGACGGAAAACGCGGCCGUCCACGCAAGUACGUCGGCCCGCCCAGCCUUGACGAAGCAGCAGCCAAGAAAAUGCGCAGCAAAUGCUCAACCGAUAACUGCCGUGAUCGUCGCGAUAACUUCUUCCGGGACAUGAUUUCGAACUUCGGCACCAUUUUGACGCGCUACCACUCCCUGCCGUUUAACGACCGUACAGCCGCGUACCUCUUUGAAGGAAUCGACAUGGUCGGGCUCGAGAAGCUCGUUCAAGAAUUCGACAAGAAGGAACAGAAGCGACUGGCGAAAAAACCGCAACGCCGCAGCGUCUAC